Acomys russatus (golden spiny mouse) is the source of this 1944-nucleotide messenger RNA. RefSeq names its product trafficking protein particle complex subunit 14 (gene Trappc14). The record is from RefSeq and is a predicted model, not a curated record. Gene Ontology annotation, cellular component: TRAPPII protein complex. The transcript is spliced from 11 exons. NCBI's taxonomy places the organism in Eukaryota, Metazoa, Chordata, Mammalia, Rodentia, Muridae. Gene Ontology annotation, molecular function: alpha-tubulin binding. Bases 157 to 1899 code for a protein of 580 amino acids. Gene Ontology annotation, biological process: cilium assembly.
GGGUUCGUUUCCCUGGUUUCCGGGCCCGGCUGGAGUCUCCCGCUGCCGGGCGGAGCAGCGGUCCUCUGGUGUCGGGACUCGCCGGCCGAGCUCCCGCCGGUCCCGUGGCUCCCCGCCGGCCCGGGCUCGGAUCCCGGCGCCCUCCCUCCCCGCCCGAUGGAGUCCCAAUGCGACUACUCGAUGUACUUCCCGGCCGUGCCGCUGCCGCCACGCGCCGAGCUGGCUGGGGAUCCGGGCCGGUACCGGGCGCUGCCCCGGCGCAACCAUCUGUACCUGGGAGAGACGGUCCGCUUCCUGCUGGUGCUGCGCUGCCGGGGCGGCACGGGGCCGGGCGUCGGGAGCGGCGCGGGCUUGGCAUCCCGAGGGGCAUGGACCGAACUGGCCACCGCCCUGGCCGCCCUGGCCUCGGUCAGCGCCGGAGGGGGCCUGCCAGGAUGCGGCGGCACCGGCGACCAGGAUGCCGAGCCCCCGGGGGGAGGGGAUCCGGGGGGCGGAGGUUUGUUUCGAGGCUGCAGCCCCCUUCUCACCCACGGCCCGGGCCCUGCUACCUCAGGGGGAGCGACCACGCUGCCUGUGGAAGAGCCGAUCGUGUCCACUGAUGAGGUCAUCUUCCCACUCACUGUUUCGCUGGAUAGACUGCCCCCAGGGACACCCAAGGCCAAGAUUGUAGUGACCGUGUGGAAGCGGGAGGUCGAGGCACCAGAAGUCAGAGACCAAGGCUACCUGCGCUUGCUGCAGACGCGAUCUCCUGGGGAGACUUUCCGUGGAGAACAGAGCGCCUUCAAGGCUCAAGUGAGCACCCUGCUGACGCUGCUGCCCCCUCCGGUUCUGAAAUGCCGCCAGUUCACUGUGGCUGGAAAACACUUGACUGUGCUCAAGGUGCUCAAUAGCUCUUCCCAGGAAGAAAUCUCCAUCUGGGAUAUCCGAAUCCUCCCCAACUUCAACGCCAGUUACCUACCUGUCAUGCCCGACGGCUCCGUCCUGCUGGUGGACAAUGUCUGUCACCAGUCUGGGGAAGUCUCCAUGGGUUCCUUCUGCCGGCUUCCUGGUACCUCUGGCUACUUCCCCUGUCCACUUAGUGCCCUGGAGGAACACAACUUCCUGUUUCAGCUGAGAGGGGGUGAACAGCCCCCUCCCGGGGCCAAAGAGGGUCUUGAAGUUCCCUUGAUUGCCGUGGUUCAGUGGUCCACCCCAAAGCUGCCUUUCACCCAGAGCAUCUACACCCAUUACCGCCUGCCCAGUGUCCGCCUAGACCGCCCCUGCUUUGUGAUGACCGCUUCUUGUGAGUCCCCUGUUCGGACCUACGAGCGUUUCACUGUCACCUACACGCUGCUCAACAACCUCCAAGACUUCCUUGCUGUGAGGCUUGUGUGGACCCCGGAACACGCACAGGCUGGAAAGCAGCUGUGUGAGGAGGAGCGCCGCGCUAUGCAGGCAGCCCUAGACUCCAUCGUCUGCCACACACCCCUCAACAACCUUGGCUUCUCCCGGAAGGGCAGUGCGCUUACCUUCAGUGUGGCCUUCCAGGCCCUGAGGACGGGACUCUUUGAGCUGAGCCAGCACAUGAAACUGAAGCUCCAGUUCACCGCCAGUGUGUCCCACCCUCCGCCUGAGGCCCGGCCCCUGUCCCGCAAGAGCAGCCCCAGCAGCCCUGCCGUCAGAGACCUGGUGGAGAGGCACCAGGCUAGCCUAGGCCGUUCUCAGUCCUUCUCCCACCAACAGCCUUCCCGUAGCCACCUCAUGAGGUCAGGCAGCGUGAUGGAACGCAGGGCCAUCACACCCCCUGUGGCCUCCCCCGUUGGUCGUCCCCUCUACCUGCCCCCGGACAAGGCUGUGCUUUCCCUAGACAAGAUUGCCAAGCGCGAGUGUAAAGUCCUGGUGGUGGAGCCUGUCAAGUAGCACCGGCCUGCUCACUGUACUCCGGACACUCCAGAACCCCUAAGC